AUGGAAAGCGAGCUCCUGAGGGAAACCGACAACGGCAGCAUCGAAGCGGUGGAGUUCGAAUCCCACUUCCUGGUGCCACCGGAGCAUAGCGAUAUCGGAGUGGUGCUGCUGUUUGGCACGACCGGACAGUUUGUGAGCUACUGCGAGGAUCUGCAUCCGGUGCACGCCCAACAGCGGCACGUGCAUGGCAACUACCUCGUCCAUCUGGAGCAGCAGAGCUUCAGCGCGGAGAAGCUGUGCACCACUAUCACGGCGCUGUGGAACUACAGUUCGAUCCUGAACCUAAUGCUCUCGGUCCGAACCGAAUGGAGUGAUCAGAUGAAAAUCUACUUCUACAACCCGUUCGAAGCCGUGAUGGGCAAGCGGCUGGUCGAGUACAGGGCACCGGACGAAGCACCGGCACCGUUCGCUGACAGAAGGCUAAACAUUUUCAACGGGAUCCCGAUCCGGUGUACGGUCUUUGCCCGUAAUCCCUCGAUGCUGACACUGGAGAGCCUCCCGGAGUCGUUUCGUAGCCUGCGGUACGUACGGGCAGUGAUCAAGGCUUCGAAUGGCCGAGCCGGUCUGGAUGGGAUGUUGAUGGGUAACCUGGCCAUGGCGCUCAACUUUAGUGCACGCACGAUGGACGACACCGACGGGAUGGAGUAUGGGUAUCGGCAGCCGAACGGGACGCUCGUCGGUUCGCUCGGUGAUCUGGUGUACCACCGGUCGGACGUGUCGUUCAACAUUCGCUUCAUGAAGGACUACGACACGCACGAGAUCGAGUUCCUGCACCCGAUCUACACCGACCAGCUGUGCAUCCUGGCGCCCAAAUCGCUCGAGAUCCCGCAGUGGGUGGCCAUCUUCCUGUGCUUUCACCCGCUCGUGUGGGGCACGUUCGUGGUGGUCGGGUUCGCCGGUGGGUAUCUCUGGUACGGACUGCGCCGCUGGGCCCUCCGGAAGGUGCGCCGCUACCGGGUGCGCGAAAUGCGCGGGGACCCCGUGCCGUACUCGACGCUGGCGAUCGAACUGUGGCUGGUGCUGCUCGGGGCCAGCUCCGUCCACCUGCCGGUGCGUGUCAUCGAGCGUGUCCUGCUGGCAGCCUUCCUCGUGGCCAACGUCAUCAUCUCCGGCACGUUUCAGGGCACGCUGACGACGGCGUUCAGUACGGUCACUUUUUACCAGGACAUCGACACACUGGAAGCGCUCGAUCGGUCGGGGCUCCCGAUCGGUACCUCGUCCCGUUCGUUGCGCGAUAUCUUCGGUAACGACUCGGCCAGUCCACUGUAUCGAUCGCUUACGGGCAAGCUGCAGAUACUGAAUAUGUCGGCCCGCAACCGGGCGGCCUUCCAGCGUGAUAUCUGCUCGAUCGAGCGCCGGUCGGACGUGAGCCUGAUCAUCAACACCGAGUACAUCCGGCCGAACGGCCAGCCGAUGCUGCACGUGGUCCAGGAGUGCCCGCGGGUCUAUUCGCUGGCGUACAUCGUGCGCCGCGGUUGGUCACUGGCUCCGCUCUUCAACGACGCCAUCUACCGGUUCGUCGAGGCGGGUCUUUGCCGGAAGUGGUACGACGACACGGAGUAUGCCCUGACGGUGCACCAGCGCAUCCAGAGCGCCAUCGAGCGCCCGGACGAGGACCCGCUGCGUAAGCUAACGAUGGUCGACAUGCAGACGUCGUUCUACAUCGCCACGUUCGGGGUGCUCGUCAGCGUGGCCAUCUUUGCGAUUGAGCUGUUCCUGGGCAAAGGACCUCGCCGCCAACGAGUGCCAACUGCCAAUACGCCGGGGUGA
Messenger RNA from Anopheles bellator, 1770 nucleotides. RefSeq lists its product as uncharacterized. The record is from RefSeq and is a predicted model, not a curated record. NCBI's taxonomy places the organism in Eukaryota, Metazoa, Arthropoda, Insecta, Diptera, Culicidae. The coding region runs from base 1 to 1770 and encodes 589 amino acids. The transcript has 2 exons.